Prunus armeniaca (apricot) is the source of this 270-nucleotide messenger RNA. NCBI's taxonomy places the organism in Eukaryota, Viridiplantae, Streptophyta, Magnoliopsida, Rosales, Rosaceae. The record is from the annotation of a GenBank genome assembly.
AUGCCGAGGAUAGACUCGAAACGGUUGCCUCUCAGGCUCAAAAGAUACAUCAUUUGCAGAAGAUCCAUCAUUUGCAGUCUGUUUUGUUCACUCUUAAGAGACUCAUUGGCUAAUGAUGAGAGGCUUAAUGCUCUAGAAGGAGAGGUACGGCUUCUGUGGGCUGCAUCAAGAAAGUACAACUUCAAUCUUCAUGUUUUAGAGUCUAAAGCACAAGAUGCCGAGGAUAGACUCGAAACGGUUGCCUCUCAGUCUCAAAAGGUCAUGCACUGA